Messenger RNA from Rhizophagus irregularis DAOM 181602=DAOM 197198, 741 nucleotides. RefSeq lists its product as uncharacterized. Gene Ontology annotation, biological process: response to heat; protein folding; response to hydrogen peroxide. The record is from RefSeq and is a predicted model, not a curated record. Lineage: Eukaryota; Fungi; Glomeromycota; Glomeromycetes; Glomerales; Glomeraceae.
AAAAUUUCAUGAGAGAACUAGAAAUGUCUAGCAAGAAAACCUCUUGGAAGUAUAAAUACAUCCCGAGUUCGACGUUCUCUCAGGACAACAAUUUCAUCAAAAUAAACAACAAAAAAAUCAAAAACCUUCACAAAACAUUCAAACAAAACAUCAACUACACAAAAUGGCACUUUACAAUUGGAAUUUAGAAAGCGAUGUUAACCGUAUUUUCGAUGAUUUCAUUAAAGAUUUGAACGUAACUAGACGUGGUGGUACUCGUUCUAACCGUGUGAAUAAUACCUUCGUCCCGUUAAUGGACGUUCACGAAACUGAUGAUGAAUUUCUUUUCAAUACGGAAUUACCAGGAUUGAAUAAAGAUCAAAUUAACGUUGAUGUUCGAGACAACACUCUUACAAUUUCUGGUGAAACCAAAAAAGAUAAAAAGUAUGAAAAAGGAAGUACCCAUAUUCAAGAACGUUCCUAUGGUUCCUUCUCCCGUAGUAUCUCAUUACCUCCGAAUGUAAAAGCAGAUGAUAUUACGGCCAAAUUUGAGAAUGGUCUUCUUGAAUUGAAACUUCCCAAGACUGCUCCCUCCGGAAAGAAGAUCACCAUACAAUAAAUUUUUUAGUAAUUUAGUAUAACUUUUUAAUAAGUGCGUUACUUAUAUUCUUCAUAUAUUUACAUUUUUUUUUAACGUAAAAAAAAUUUCAUUUCAUAAAUAUAUAUGUAUAAUUUUGUAAAAUCAUUCAUUCAUUCAUUUUU